Guyanagaster necrorhizus is the source of this 903-nucleotide messenger RNA. Its product is annotated as P-loop containing nucleoside triphosphate hydrolase protein. The record is from RefSeq and is a predicted model, not a curated record. The transcript has 4 exons. NCBI's taxonomy places the organism in Eukaryota, Fungi, Basidiomycota, Agaricomycetes, Agaricales, Physalacriaceae. The coding region runs from base 31 to 903 and encodes 290 amino acids.
CCCCGGUCCGUACACAAUAUCUCACUUCCCAUGUCGCUACCAACUGCUGUGAAUCUGAUAUCGAAACAUAUUCUGGCGCGUAUAUCUCCUGAUAGUAAGAAGCCCAUUUUUGUUGCCAUACAGGGCCCUCAAGGAUCCGGGAAAUCAUACCUUACAGGCUUAACGCAAAAGUUCCUUACCGAUGCACCGCACUUGCUUCGGGUUGCCGUACUGUCAAUAGACGAUCUCUAUCUUUCUCACGAUGACCUUGUCGCACUUGCCCUCAAACAUCCCUUCAACCCUCUCUGGAAAGGAAGAGGGCAGCCUGGCACUCACGAUGUUGAAUUGGGUAUUCGAAUACUACAGUCUCUGAGGGAAGGACGUGAAACAGUCGAUAUACCCAGGUUUGACAAGAGUCUGUUCGACGGCGAAGGCGAUAGACUCCCUAUGGAUGGAAGCAAUUCCAUAAAUCCCCCAAUAGAUAUCGUCAUCAUUGAGGGAUGGUGUAUGGGUUUCUAUCCUAUCUCGCAAGCAAGGCUAGCGGAGAAAUGGGACGGAAUUUGGAAGGAACAGAAAAUUGCAUUGGCUCUACAGGACGAACUAUUGGAAUCCAAGGAAUGUUUGCAAGAUAUCAAUCAGGUCUUGAAGGCAUACAUCGAUUUAUGGGCUUUCUUCGACGUCUUCGUUCAGUGGCGCCUUGAACAGGAACACAACAUGAAGGCUAGCAACGGCGGCAAAGGGAUGUCUGACGAUGCCGUCAAAUCGUUCGUUGACCGAUAUAUUCCCGGCUAUGUUUUCUUUGGGCAAGGUGUCACCGAAGGGUUCACCGACGCCAACGGACCUUGUCUACCGCCGUGGCUGGGGAACGGACUUCGGGUUAUCGUCGAUGAAAAGAGGCAGGUCACGGAGGUUCAACAGUUCUGA